Molecule: messenger RNA, 1571 nt
Organism: Plutella xylostella (diamondback moth)
Lineage: Eukaryota; Metazoa; Arthropoda; Insecta; Lepidoptera; Plutellidae
Gene: Sms
Product: spermine synthase
Biological process (GO): spermine biosynthetic process
Molecular function (GO): spermine synthase activity
Source: RefSeq, a predicted model, not a curated record
AAAAAAAAAACUUAUUUCGUCCAUCAAUCAAAUUCAAUCAAAUUUGAUUUUGCGGUGCGGUAAAUUUAUUUUCUGGAUUUUCAGGAUAACCUGGUUGAGUUUUACCAAAGUAUAACUAAUCAACAUGUCGGUGCAAACUAUACUUCUCGACUUCUCUGUCGAUCCUGCCCGGUUAGGGGAUGAAUGUGGCCAGCGGGCUGUGUUUGAUCAGCUCGAGACAGUCUUGAAGGACUAUAUUCCGAAUUUGGUCUUGUCCGCUGAUGUUAAAAUAGAUGGAGGUUCUUUGAAACUAUUAGUCGGAAAGAAAGGGACAAGUGUUUCCACAAGGCUAUUUGAUCAGGGCCUUGUGACUGUUAACAUUGAAUAUUACAAAGAAGAAAAUGAAGCCCCAUUGAUGGACUACAAGUCAGCCCAGGUUUUGGAGAACCAGUUGAAAAAGUAUUUAUCAGUGACCAAGUCACAGUCAUACAUACCGCUGAAGAGAUGCCUGUUUGGCAGGUACUAUCCAUCGUCAGACAACCGUCUGCUGGAGUACGACAUCGACGAGGUGCUAUUCGACGAGCAGUCGCCGUUCCAGCGCGUGCAGGUGGUGCACUCCAAGUCGCUCGGCAACAUGCUCGUGCUCGACGACUUGCAGAAUAUUGCUGAAGCCGAUCUCAUUUACACUGAAACUCUUAUGGGAAGAGGAGUUGAGAAUUAUGAGGGCAAGGAGAUUAUAAUUCUGGGUGGCGGCGACGGCGCUCUGUUAUACGAGCUGCUGAAGGAGAAGCCCAAGUAUGUGUGGAUGCUGGAGAUUGACGAGCUCGUCAUGAAAGUGUCCAACAAAUACCUGAGCACCAUAUGCGGGGAUGUCCUCGAAAAGAGAAAGGGGAAAAAUUACGAAAUAAUCGUUGAGGACUGCAUGCUGACGCUCAACAAGUUCAUGAAGGAGGGCCGCAAGCUGGACUACAUCUUCGGCGAUCUCACGGACAUCCCCAUCUCGGAGUCGGCGUGCGGCGAGCUGUGGGAGUUCAUGAUCACCAUCCUCGAGUCCGCCUUCAAGAUACUGAAGCCCAGCGGGAAAUUCAUGACUCACGCGAACGGCGCCAACUGCCCGGAGUCGCUGAAAAUGUACGAGGAAGAGUUGCUGAAGCUGAAGCCGCCCGUCAAGUUCACGAAGAGCAAGGCCUUCGUGCCUUCCUUCCUCGAGGAGUGGUGGUUCUACCAGAUAUCCUUCAACACCACCGACCUCGGUGAUGCUUAACAACACACUUACACCAAAGAUCACAACGUUUGUUCCUUUACAGUAUACACAAUUUAUCUAAUAAGGCAAGGUGCCAUAGUCUUAGUCAAUAAUUUUAGUACCAGCGCACUAAUCUCAAUACUGAGGCCGAGUUCAAAACUUUGCCUCGCUGGCAAAGCUACUGUGGUAUGUUUUUCGUAUAGUCUAGUUUCUAAGCUUAAGUCUAGAGCUGAUGUCCUAGUAUUAUUAAAAUUAGAUUUAUUUCUAUGUUCUCUGUUAUAUUCCGUUCUAACACUAUUUGCUUGUUUUUUAAAUUGUUCAAUGACUAAUAAAACUAUGUUAAAUUUAA